AUGCAUCAACACGCGUCGGCCCGUGCCCCCAGCUGUGAUAACUUCGCCUGCCCCGGCUCCGACUAUCUCUGUCAGAUGUACGCCGGCGAGCCGAAAUGCGUGAAAAGGACCACGUGCGCCAACGCCUCGUGCCGGGAGGACCAGCGCUGCGUCAUCGAGCGCAACCUGGCGCGCUGCGAGCGGCUGUUGUCGUACACCUGCGACGACGUGGUCUGCGGCAAGUUGCGUGCCUGCUCCGUGCAGGAAGGUCGUGCCAACUGCUCGGAGGAGGGCGGCAAGGCGCGCUGCGUCACGCCCAAGCCGACCUGCGUCACGUUGAAGUGCGGUAGGGGCCAGGCCUGCACUGAGAGCGGCGGUGGGGCGCGCUGCUUCACGCCCAAGCCGACCUGCGCCACGCUCAGCUGCGGCCUGGGUCAGAAGUGUUCCGAGAGCAGCGGCGAGGCGCGCUGCUACACGCCGAUCCCGCCCAAGCCGACCUGCGCCACACUGCGCUGCAGCAGCGGUCAGAAGUGCUCCAUGUCGGACGGGAAGGCGCGCUGUGUCACCGCUCCGCCGGCGACGUGCUCGGAGCUGCGGUGCAGCGCCUGGCCAGACAUGCUCGGUCUCGGCUGUGAUAACUUCGCCUGCUCCGGCUCUGACUAUCUCUGUCAGAUGUACGCCGGCGAGCCAAAAUGCGUGAAAAGGACCACGUGCGCCAACGCCUCGUGCCGGGAGGACCAGCGCUGCGUCAUCGAGCGCAACCUGGCGCGCUGCGAGCGGCUGUUGUCGUACACCUGCGACGACGUGGUCUGCGGCAAGUUGCGUGCCUGCUCCGUGCAGGAAGGUCGUGCCAACUGCUCGGAGGAGGGCGGCAAGGCGCGCUGCGUCACGCCCAAGCCAACCUGCGUCACGUUGAAGUGCGGUAGGGGCCAGGCCUGCACUGAGAGCGGCGGUGGGGCGCGCUGCUUCACGCCCAAGCCGACCUGCGCCACGCUCAGCUGCGGCCUGGGUCAGAAGUGUUCCGAGAGCAGCGGCGAGGCGCGCUGCUACACGCCGAUCCCGCCCAAGCCGACCUGCGCCACACUGCGCUGCAGCAGCGGUCAGAAGUGCUCCAUGUCGGACGGGAAGGCGCGCUGUGUCACCGCUCCGCCGGCGACGGGCUCGGAGCUGCGGUGCAGCGCUGGUCAGACAUGCUCGGUCUCGGGUGGCCGUGCACGCUGUCAGGACAUCCCCGACGACUUCUGCGGGCUCGCGCGCUGCCAGCGUGGCCAGGCCUGCUCGAGGGCUGGCGCCGCGCCCCGCUGCGUGGCCUCCUGCAAGAGCAUCGGCUGCCCGGAAAACUCGUGCACCGUGCAGGGCGACGUAGCCACGUGCGGGAACUGCAACCUGAGGUGCCCGCCGGGUCGCGUCUGCCACAUGAUCGGCCCAUACGACCCCCGAAGCCUCCUCCUCACCGGCGCGCAGCCGCGCUGCGUCCGGCUCGGCACCGGCGCAGAGCUGGGGCUUAUUAUGUACUGA
Pollicipes pollicipes is the source of this 1497-nucleotide messenger RNA. RefSeq names its product spore coat protein SP87-like. Lineage: Eukaryota; Metazoa; Arthropoda; Thecostraca; Pollicipedomorpha; Pollicipedidae. Bases 1 to 1497 code for a protein of 498 amino acids. The record is from RefSeq and is a predicted model, not a curated record. The transcript is spliced from 5 exons.